Zymoseptoria tritici IPO323 is the source of this 3580-nucleotide messenger RNA. RefSeq lists its product as uncharacterized. The record is from RefSeq and is a predicted model, not a curated record. Gene Ontology annotation, molecular function: metal ion binding; metalloendopeptidase activity. The transcript has 5 exons. Gene Ontology annotation, biological process: peptide catabolic process. Bases 1 to 3528 code for a protein of 1175 amino acids. Gene Ontology annotation, cellular component: cytosol; mitochondrion. Lineage: Eukaryota; Fungi; Ascomycota; Dothideomycetes; Mycosphaerellales; Mycosphaerellaceae.
AUGCCAAUCCCAUCAUCGGUGCUAUACUGCAAGGCAUUAGUUCUACCCUGCGAUCCGUCAGUGCUUCGUGGACGGGCCCGAGAAAUCUACAACGUACGGUAUUCUCCCACGGCAUUGAGGUCUCCUCGCUCCCACCUCCUCCACCAACCCUUCGAGCGGCCACGAACAUACGCCACUAUGGCAACAUCGAUGAACAGCCGACCUGAAGGUCUCGAGCGCCUGGCCGAUUCCUUGGAGAAGCCUUUGCUCGAUGAUCGCUCAUACCGCGUGAUAAAGCUGGCGAAUCAGCUGGAAGCGCUUCUCAUUCACGAUCCAGACACUGACAAGGCAUCGGCGGCCAUGGAUGUGGAUGUGGGAAGUUUGGCAGAUCCGCCCGAGAUGCAGGGAAUGGCACAUGCCGUGGAACACUUGUUGUUCAUGGGAACAGAGAAGUACCCUGGAGAGAACGACUACAACUCCUACUUGACCAAAUAUGGAGGCCACUCGAAUGCUUUCACGGCUUCUACUUCGACAAACUACUACUUCGAACUUUCAUCCUCUGCCACAUCCAACAGCGCAGCAUCAUCAGCGAACAACAGUCAGGCAAGCCUGCUCUCGAAGUCAGGUCGCGGACCUCUAUACGGCGCCCUCGAUCGAUUCGCACAGUUCUUCCUCAAGCCACUGUUCUUGGAGGAUACGUUAGACCGUGAGCUGCGUGCGGUGGAUUCGGAGAACAAGAAGAAUUUGCAGAGUGACAAUUGGAGGUUGAUGCAGCUGGAGAGGAGCUUGUGCAGCGAACAGCAUCCAUACCACCAAUUUGCGACUGGAAACUACAAGCUACUACACGACGAUCCGAUCGCUCGUGGAGUCAAGAUUCGUGAGGAAUUCAUGAAGUUCUACCAAAAGAACUACUCGGCGAACCGGAUGCGAUUAUGUGUGUUGGGCAAGGAAAGCUUGGAUGAGCUGGAAGGAUGGGUGGUCGAUCUGUUCUCGGGAGUCUACAACCAAGAUCUACCAAAGAUGAGAUGGGACGAUGUACCCGCGCAGACGGAGAAAGAGCUUUGCACACAAAUCUUUGCUAAACCAGUCAUGGACACAAGAUCGUUGACGCUCAACUUUCUCUACCCGGACGAGCAGGAGAUGUACGACUCAAGGCCGAGUCACUACCUCAGCCAUUUGAUCGGUCAUGAGGGUCCGGGCAGCAUAUUGACCUAUCUCAAUGCGAAGGGCUGGGCAAGCUCUCUCAGUGCUGGUGCUAAUACGGUCUGCCCUGGGACGGCCUUCUUCAGCGUGAGCUUGCGACUCACCACGGAAGGAUUGAAGAACUACCAGGAGAUUAUCAAGGUCAUUUUCCAAUACAUCGCCAUGCUCAACGAGAAUCCUCCCUACGAAUGGAUCGUUCAGGAACAGCAGAAGCUUGCAGAGGUGGAAUUUCGAUUCAAGCAGAAGGCUCCAGCUGCGAGGACAACGAGCCACCUUAGUGGAGUCAUGCAAAAGCCGCUUCCGAGGGACAUGCUUCUGUGCGGAGAGAGCUUGAUUCGGAAAUUCAACCCCGAUGGCAUCAAUCGUGGACUGUCGUACUUGCGACCGGACAAUUUCCGGUUUACUCUCACCAGCCAGGAGUUUCCAGGUGACUGGGACCAGAGGGAGACGUGGUACGGGACGGAGUACAAGAUGGAAAAGAUCCCGCGAGAGCUCAUGGAUCAAUUGAUCGCCAUCAGCCGCUCUUCCGCCAGCGAACGUCUGUCCGAGCUCCACCUACCCAACAAGAACGAGUUCAUCCCGCAGCGUCUGGACGUUGAGAAGAAGGAGAUCACGAAACCCGCGUUAUCACCCAAACUGAUCCGCAACGACACGAAUGUCCGAGUAUGGUACAAAAAGGACGACCGCUUUUGGGUGCCGAAAGCCAAUGUCCUGCUCACACUGCGCUCGCCAAUGGUGAACAUCAGCCCGUUCACAAACGUUGUGCUGCAGCUGUACAAAGAUCUCGUGGAAGAUAGCUUGAUCGAGUACGCAUACGACGCCGAAUUGGCUGGCCUCAGCUACAACCUUGGCGCAAUGUCGAAUGCGCUUGAGGUUACUGUCGGCGGAUACAAUGAUAAGAUGCACCUGCUUCUGGAGAAGGUGCUUGUCACCAUGCGAGACAUCGAGAUCAAGCAAGACCGUUUCGAUAUCGUCAAAGAGCGUCUGAUUAGAGGCUACAAGAAUGCCGAAUACAUGGAGCCCUACCGCCAAGUUGCGGGCUUUAACCGCUGGCUUACCAAGGAGCGAAGUUGGGCCUCUCACGAACUGCUUGCCGCUCUGCCAGCCGUCACGAAGGAAGAUGUCGCACGACUGUAUCCUCAGGCUUUGCGUCAAAUGCACAUCGAGAUGAUUGCUCACGGAAACCUUUACAAGGAGGAUGCGCUACGCAUGAGCGACCUCGUUGAAGCUACACUCAAGCCUCAACCUCACCCGAAGAGCCAAUGGGCAACUCCACGCAACCUUCUCUUCCCACCGGGUGCUGACUACCGAUACGAGCGCCAGCUCGCAAAUCCUGAGAACGUCAACCACUGCAUCGACUACAUGCUUCACUUCGGCGACUCUCAGGACCGUCCGCUGCGCGCCAAAGUUCUUCUCCUAUCCCACAUCCUGUCAGAACCAUGCUUUGACACCCUACGCACGAAAGAGCAAUUGGGCUACAUCGUUAGCAGCGGACCCACAUUAGGGGGAAACCAGGCCGGGUUCAGGAUCCUCAUUCAGAGUGAGAAGGAUUGUCCCUACCUGGAGACCAGAAUCGACGCAUUUCUGACCGGAUUCGAGGAGACCUUGAGCGAGAUGUCGGAGUCCGACUUCAAUGAGCACCGCAUUGGUGUGAUCAAUUCGAGAUUGGAGAAGUUGAAGAACUUGGACCAGGAGACUGGCAGGUUGUGGCAUCACAUUACCAGUGAGGUUUUUGACUUUGAGCUUGUCUACCGUGACGUCGAAGCACUGGAGGCACUCACCAAGAACGACCUCCUGACUUUCUUCUCAAGCCAUCUUCAUCCAUCCUCUCCAACCCGCGCCAAGACCGCCAUUCACCUCAUCGCAUCAACCACACCAGCCGAACUCGCGAAGACCAUUUCACCCGUGGACCUUUCCGAAAAGCUCGCGAACAAGAUUGCAGAGCUGCUGACCCAAAUGGGCGCUCCUACAGACAAGAGUGCAUUGACACCAUACCUCGAGAAAGUUGACAUCGGCGAAAGAGAUGCGGGCAAAGUCAUGGGGGCAGUGGGCGAGUACAUGCAGAAAGGACUGGGCAUGGCAAAGGAGCAAGUCGAUCAGGUGUCGAAGAUGGGAGAGCAAGCGCUACCAGGUCUGUUCGCCGGACUAGGCAUUGGAGGCGAGGAGAAGAAGGAGGCUGUUGCGCAUGUGAACGGGAACGGUACCACGAACGGAGUCGAGAAGAAGCAGAGCAAGACCAUUGUCGUCGAGGAUGUCAAGUCUUUCAAGGCGAGUCUCCCGUUGAGUGCGGCACCAAAGCCGGUCAAGGAUUUGGAGGAGUUUGAGGACUUGGAGUCGAAGCUUUGAGUGCUUGGACAAAGUGGUUUGGUUAGCGAGGCGUUUGCUGAGGAGGAAGAAC